AUGCUCUCUGUUCUGCAGGUCAUUCUGAUUCUUUUUGUCCCAAUUUUGCUUGCUGUAGGAUACGUUACAGGGAAACACAUCCCGAAUGUAUACUAUCCGACCUCACCUCUGCUGUUCAAAGUCUGCCAACGCGUGGAGGCGCCUGGCAGCGCCAGCGACGACGCCAACGAUGACGCGACUCAUGUCAAUGGCAAUGGUUCUGCGAACGGCUCUCUCAAGAAGGGGGUCGAGACGAUGAGUAUCAAGACUUUUCUCGAAUCGAAGGUGCCAAGUUUAUAUAAGGGGUACAGACUUUCCUGGUGGCUUCCUAAUGGACACUCCCAGACCUGCUACGCUGCUGUGGGGGACUUUACCAAGACUGAUCAAAUACUGUACGAGCGCACGUUGCUUCGAACCCCUGAUGGAGGCACAUUGGGAUUGGACAUGACACCGACGACUGAAGAAAACCCUGACCUCCCCGAUGAUACACCUAUCGUCGUAGUUCAGCAUGGCUUGUGUGGCGGGUCGUAUGAGUCUUAUGUUCGCUCCGUUCUCGCUCACGCUUGCGCGUCAAAGUCACAAGGGGGUUUAGGCUACAGAGGAAUCGUGAUCAAUUUCCGAGGAUGUGCAAACGUACCUCUCACUAGCUGGCAGUUCUAUAGCUCUGGACACACGGACGAUCUGCGUUGCGGUCUGUUGUAUAUUUCACACAAAUUCCCAAAAGCUCCACUCGUCGGUAUCGGAUUUUCUCUUGGUGCCGGUAUAAUUACUCGUUAUUUGGGCGAGGAGAAGGAAAAGAGUAGAUUGCAGGCUGCCGUUGCACUUGCCUGUCCCUGGGAUUGUGUCAAGAAUAGCAGAAGAUUCGAGACGGAGUUCGUUCCGAAGACGUUUUACUCUCCCGUGUUGGGAGGCACUCUGCUGGCAUCAUUUCGAAUCCAUGUCGAUUCCCUUCGGAAGUUACCACCAGACGAUCGACUCGCCCCUCAACUGGAUAACAUUAUGAGUUUAAAGAAAAAUCCAACUCUGAAGGAAGUUGACGAAGCCUUCAUUCGGUUCUGUGGUGGACAUUCUCCUCCAUUUCCUUUCAAGUCUGCCGAUGACUACUACGCAUGGGGAUCUAGUCAUCAUCAUCUAAGUUCAAUUCGAGUACCAUUUCUCGCCAUUAGCUCUGCCGAUGACCCAAUUAUCGGUAUCGCUCCAACUAAGGAGGCGAUUCAUGGUCAGACGACCGCUCUUGUUGUGACACCAGCCGGGGGUCAUCUUGGUUGGUUUCAAGGUGGAAGUCCGAUUGGACGACCUCCUGACCGUUGGUUCCGUAAGCCAGCCUUGCAGUUCCUGAGGGCUGCCGCGGAGGACUAUGUCCCCGAUUCGAGGUAUGGGCCGCCGAAGGAUGGAAGCGAUAGGAUCGAACGCGACGGGUUCGUUCUUGAGAGAGGGAAGGAUCUCGUUGGCUUCAAAGUUGUUUCGACGGGGGAAAUCAUCCACGGAGGCGAGGGCAAGCCCACGCAUGGACUUAACAUGUGGGGAUUUUAG
Molecule: messenger RNA, 1512 nt
Organism: Cantharellus anzutake
Lineage: Eukaryota; Fungi; Basidiomycota; Agaricomycetes; Cantharellales; Hydnaceae
Product: AB-hydrolase YheT
Exons: 9
Coding region: 1-1512 (503 amino acids)
Biological process (GO): medium-chain fatty acid biosynthetic process; medium-chain fatty acid catabolic process
Molecular function (GO): monoacylglycerol lipase activity; acetylesterase activity
Source: RefSeq, a predicted model, not a curated record